AUGUAUAUAAUGGAAAGAAGUACUAUUAUAACCGUAUUUAUUAAAAUUUCUUUGUUUAUCCUUAUUACAUGGACAUGCCAAUUUAACAAUGAUCUGGUAUUAUUAUAUUACUUAGCCUGCAUAUUUAAGAAAAAUAUGGUAAAUAAUUACAUACAUGAUAGAAAAUUAACUACAAAAAGUUAUAGAAUACCAUCAAAAAGUAUACAAGAUAAAUAUUUAUGUAUUGAAGGGUUAAAGGACGAAGUAGGAAAUAAUAGAAUACGCGUAGUAAAUAGAAUGUCUAAUAAUGAAAAGAGGGAUCUAGUAAAAAGAAAACAAUUAAAUGGUAAUUCAUCAGAAUGUGAACGGGGCAUUAAACAAACUAUGAAAAAUAAAUCUAAUAUAUUUGAAACAAAAAAAUAUUCUUAUCUUGAAAAAAAAAUAUUCAAAGAACUAGAUUAUAUAUAUUUUCUUAAAAAUAACAGGACAAUUAGUGAUAAAACUUAUAAAAAAAUAGUGCGUAAAAAAUUAGCAUUACGAAUUUCCUUACCUUUAGUACUGUUAUUAUUAUUGUUAUUGUCACUCAUAUUAGAUUUUUCUGGUUCUUAUGGGCUUAGAAAAGGAUUGUUUAAAAUAUUGAAUGUUGCUUCAAUAGGGUGGUACGCUAAGUUACAAGAUUUUCUUAAGAAUUCUACUUUAGGUGUGUUUUUUAAGUUAGUGGUAAAAGAAGAAGUUAAAGAAGUAAAUAAUGUUGUAAGGGGGGGAGUUAGGAAAGUAAAGAUUGUGCAAGUAGAUUGGGUAAUGCAGUUUAUGGAAUUUUUAAUAUAUUUUACACUUUUCUUUAUAUUAUUUGUCACAAUUAUAACGGCGGUUAUUUACCACCAUAAAAAAGUUAAGAAAUUUCAAAAAAUUAAGUAUAGAAAAAGGUAA
Plasmodium malariae is the source of this 909-nucleotide messenger RNA. RefSeq names its product fam-l protein. NCBI's taxonomy places the organism in Eukaryota, Apicomplexa, Aconoidasida, Haemosporida, Plasmodiidae. The transcript has 2 exons. The coding region runs from base 1 to 909 and encodes 302 amino acids. The record is from RefSeq and is a predicted model, not a curated record.